Molecule: messenger RNA, 1757 nt
Organism: Cadophora gregata
Lineage: Eukaryota; Fungi; Ascomycota; Leotiomycetes; Helotiales; Ploettnerulaceae
Gene: GGC1
Product: Mitochondrial GTP/GDP carrier protein 1
Exons: 8
Coding region: 322-1254 (310 amino acids)
Cellular component (GO): mitochondrion
Molecular function (GO): guanine nucleotide transmembrane transporter activity
Source: RefSeq, a predicted model, not a curated record
GUGCAGUCAAGUUUAUCGAAGUCCGUUGUUCCAUGCAGCUUGUGCGUGCGUGCGUGCUUUUGCAAAGAAUUUCUAUCUCGACUUUUUUUCUACCCCAUUAUUCCCUCGACGCUUCUACUCCUCCCUCGUACGCUCUUUCACUCGACUUGACUCGGCGAUCUAUCGUUUUCUGUUGGAGAAGGCAUUCGAUUGAUUGAUUGAUUGAUUGAUUAGGUUGGGAUUGCGCCAUUUGACCUGAUCUGCAACUCAACGGAUUACAUUGUAGCAGAAGGCAAGGAAAGAAAGGGAAGAAUUACAUUACACUACAAUAUACAGAGCAAGAUGUCUCCCAUUAUCGCGAGCCCGGGGUCGGCGUCGAAGGAUUUCAAGAGGGAGUCGACGGUUGCGAGGUUAUUGGGUUCUGGAUCGGCUGGUAUUGCUGAGUUGGCUGUUUUUCAUCCGGUUGAUACCAUUGCGAAGCGUUUGAUGAGCAACCAUGGCAAGAUUGUCGGAAUCAAGCAGUUGAAUACGGUUAUCUUCAAGGAGAAGGCCACGGCGUCGGCGGGAAAGAAGUUCUUUAGCUUGUUUCCGGGGUUGGGAUAUGCGGCUGGUUAUAAGGUUCUGCAAAGAGUAUACAAGUAUGGAGGUCAACCAUUCGUCCGCGAUUACCUAGCGAAGAACCACGGCACGACAUUCGAUCGUACAUUUGGUGAGAAGACUGGAAAGGCUAUGAUGUCUUCUUUUGCUGGAAGUAUCAUCGGAAUUGGAGAGAUCGUUCUCCUCCCUCUCGACGUCCUAAAGAUUAAGCGCCAAACAAACCCAGAGGCUUUCCGUGGAAGAGGUGUAGUGAGAAUUGUUCGUGAUGAGGGAUUCGGAUUGUACCGAGGAUGGGGAUGGACUGCUGCACGAAACGCUCCUGGAUCAUUCGCUCUCUUCGGAGGAUCCGCAUUCACCAAAGGUUACCUUUACGGCCUCGAAGACUACAACAAGGCAUCUUGGCUCCAAAACUUCGUCGCAUCCAUUGCCGGUGCCUCUGCUUCCCUCCUGGUCUCUGCUCCUCUUGAUGUUAUUAAGACCCGUAUCCAGAACCGCAACUUUGAGAACCCCGAGAGCGGUUUCAAGAUUGUCAGCAGUAUGAUGAAGAAUGAGGGUGUUUCUAGUUUCUUCAAGGGAUUGGUUCCUAAGCUCCUCAUGACCGGCCCCAAACUCGUCUUCUCCUUCUGGCUCGCACAAACGCUCAUCCCAGCAUUCGACAUUGCACUUUCCAAGAAAUAGAUAUCCCUCUACCAGUAACUGGAAAUUCAUCUUCCCAGCUGAGUUUAGAUAAGAUCUAAAUAAGAGUGUAUAAAAAGCGGAUUUUGGUUAGUUGGUCACAAGAAAUCACAAUUAAGGCGUGGCGUUUAUCUGGCUCGUGCUUGUUGUUAUGAAAGACGAGAAGGCAAGGGAAGGAUGGGAAUGGAAAGAACGUGAGGAAGAAAGAUGAUAGACUAAUACAAAUGGCGUGGAUCUUUGUGGUGUUGGAAGGACAUGCCUAUUUUCUUUUUUAUGUGUAUAUAGACACGAUGUUUCGUUAGUAGACAGUGAUGAGGGAUGGGAAUGCGAAAAGACAACUCGACUCAUGAAAAUGGGUGACCAAAUGUAUGUGAUAUUAUUGACAGAUUCUGAGGUGAGCAAAAAUUUGUAUCAUGAUCAUCUUGAGAUAGUCGAUUGAUGUUUCCUUCACCAUAGCACAAAGUCCAAAAUAGAUUGCCUACUUAAGCGGAUCAAAGAAGUAUGAG